AUGCAUCUUAUGCACCUUAAACCACACACAGCGUUUCGACAAGAGAUCCGGGGACAUUUUGAGAAAAACCGUAACGAGACCGACGAGAAGAAAUUAAAGAAGAUGCUGAAGCAGAGCGUGGACUUGGAAAAGAUGGUUCGAAUGAAUCUGGUGCAAGGCAAACAGACCGGGGUGGACAACACGAUAGGUCAGUUGUGCUGCUGGAACGUGCAUGAUAUCAUCACUUGCCUUAUAUGA
Sphaeroforma arctica JP610 is the source of this 237-nucleotide messenger RNA. RefSeq lists its product as hypothetical. The record is from RefSeq and is a predicted model, not a curated record. Gene Ontology annotation, biological process: mitochondrial respiratory chain complex III assembly. NCBI's taxonomy places the organism in Eukaryota, Ichthyosporea, Ichthyophonida. Bases 1 to 237 code for a protein of 78 amino acids. The transcript has 2 exons.